AUGGCUGCACUGCAACCAAUUAGGAGAAAACGCGCAUUCCUGCCCAAGGUCAAAACAGGUUGCGGCACAUGCAAAGUACGCAAGGUGAAGUGUGACGAGGCUAAGCCCGAAUGCAAUCGAUGUCUAUCCACAGGUCGCAAGUGCGACGGAUACCCGCCGGCCUCAGAUACGCCUUCCCCAGGUAGCAGCAGCUUAGCCAGUCUCGACGCGCAUCCCAACUUCUUCGCUUCUCAAGCAGAACGUCGAAGCUUCGACUUCUUCCAAUCAAGGGCGUGUCACAGGUUAGGAGGAUAUUUUAAUCGGCCAUUCUGGACACAGGAGGUGUUGCGGGCAGCUACGCACUAUCCAUCCAUCCGACAUCUUGUCUUUGCUCUGGGGACCGCCUACGAAACUUUCGAAAAUGAAGAUUCCACGUCAAGUAGUCGGUAUGAUUCCGUUGCUGGAAAACAUUUCGCGCUUCUGCAGGCCAAUCGAUCCAUUCGCCUUAUGAAUGACCUCUUCCAGUCAGGCUCGAAAGCUCAGUCGGCGGAGAACACGAGCUGCAUCAUUACGGUGUCCAUCCUCUUCACAUAUAUCGCUAGCCUACAAGGACAGUUUGCUCAAGCAAUCGAGCAUGUUCGCUCGGGAUUGAAAGUUUUACAAGACUUCGAGGCUUCUUCAACCCACCAGAGUGUCUACUCAUCGACAUAUCCAGUUCCCUUAGGUGACCUGCGUCGUGCUCUUAUCUCAAUCUACGGACAAGUUCGAUGCAUGAUCAACGACGAAGCGCUGACCCAGUGGCAUCGCGAUCUGCUAAUAUCUGAUUUAGAGCAUGUGGCAUGGUUUCCUUCUAUCACGGAAGCUCACUUGUACGUUGAGAAGCUGUUUUACAACAUGCUUGCUUUCCGGCAGAACUCCGAGUUCAACCCUCCGCGGACACCUGAAGAGCAUGAUGCUUUCGACAGACGACAAAAAGAAAUCGUCUGGGCUCUGGAUAGGUGCAAGGAAGCCGUCGAUCUACUCGCAGCAAUACAACCGCUUACGCCUGGCGCGCGACGAGACGAUAAUGGCAUUGCGAUCUUGCACAUAUACCUCACCAUCAUCGAAAUGCGGAUGGGCAUGAAUGCUCUUCGACCUGAGGAGCGUGAAGCAACUUUCGACCGGCUGGAGCCAUAUCUUGAAAGAAUAUUGGGCUACUGUGACAGGAUUGUCAGAGCGGAUAGACAGGAGUCACGACAAGCGUCGUGUUACUCCGGACUGGGAAUUGUAAUGCCUCUGCACACGGUGGCUGCUCGGUGUCGAAACCCUCAGAUCCGCAUGAAGGCUCUAGAUUUGCUGCGCAGUGGCGCACGGCGGGAGUGUCUGUGGGAUGGUACAAUGACGGGGCACAUUGCGACCAACACUUUCAACAUCGAAGAACAAGCAGCCAAUGAAAACCUGGGUCCGCUUCCAGAUGGACGAAGAACGGUCCCUGAUGAAAGACGUGUUAGAGAGGUCAAGAUCACGUUUGUUGGAGACCGAAAAGCACAAGCUCAGUAUGUGACGGUUGGCAAUUGGAAGCGCAAAGAACGAGGUAUUCAGCAUAUCGUGGAAUGGUGA
Molecule: messenger RNA, 1578 nt
Organism: Exophiala xenobiotica
Lineage: Eukaryota; Fungi; Ascomycota; Eurotiomycetes; Chaetothyriales; Herpotrichiellaceae
Exons: 3
Coding region: 1-1578 (525 amino acids)
Biological process (GO): regulation of DNA-templated transcription
Molecular function (GO): zinc ion binding; DNA-binding transcription factor activity, RNA polymerase II-specific
Source: RefSeq, a predicted model, not a curated record